Molecule: messenger RNA, 848 nt
Organism: Amphibalanus amphitrite
Lineage: Eukaryota; Metazoa; Arthropoda; Thecostraca; Balanomorpha; Balanidae
Exons: 3
Coding region: 4-435 (143 amino acids)
Source: RefSeq, a predicted model, not a curated record
UCGAUGGCGCGGCUUGCCAAAAGUAACGACUUCUCCUGCUCCCUUUCGCAGUGCAACGGCAGGCCCGUGUACGCGCUCCUAGACACAAGUAACGUCUACUCGACAAUCUCUCGGAGUUUAGUGAGUGCGUUCAACAUGUCCAGAGACGUCAUCCAGGACCGAACGACGCCGCCCAGUCCGCUGUCAGGUCUUGAAAGGCCAGUAAUACACGGGAAGCUCAAAUACAUGGAUGUGUCAUUAGGAAAAAGUCAACUCAACAUGCAGCUGUUUGUCGUUUCAGACACCACGCCAGAGCUGGUGCUCGGCGUGGACUUCCUCAAGAAGACGCAGACGGUGGUCAGUUUUUCCGAGUCGUGCGCAGUGGUAUCCGGGGAGAAGGUGCGCUUCGUCAGUGGUCACGAGCUAGGGGGGUUAACAAAGGGUCGGCCGCACUGACACAGCCGGCCCUCCGGCUAACCGAACCCCUCCAGCGUCCAGACCUACACGGACAAUGUCGGUACUGUCGGACUGGAAAGUGUCACAUUUAGGGACAAUUAACAGAUUCGUAAGUGCGAAUACUUCUACUAACAGCACGUGGAGCUGCUCGUGAAGUGCCCGUAGAAGUUGUCGUAGCUCCUUGGCUCGUCGGCAUAAUGCUAUGCUGAGGACACCUAAUCCAAUCGAUCCGUCUGCUGUUGCUGCUAUUCUCGGCCGAAUCAGUGCGAGGCAGUGGUGCAGCUGGGCGCCUGUGUGAUAAAUACUGAGCUAAUUUUGUAACGACUGAGCCGUGUCGGGACGCCGGUAAGAGGCUCUGGUGGAGACUUCGCGGAUCAGUAUAAUGCUGUGGGCUCAGACAAAUGAAUAAGAAU